This is a messenger RNA of Gadus macrocephalus (Pacific cod), 3897 nucleotides long. RefSeq names its product GLIS family zinc finger 3 (gene glis3). Gene Ontology annotation, molecular function: DNA-binding transcription factor activity, RNA polymerase II-specific; RNA polymerase II cis-regulatory region sequence-specific DNA binding. NCBI's taxonomy places the organism in Eukaryota, Metazoa, Chordata, Actinopteri, Gadiformes, Gadidae. Gene Ontology annotation, biological process: regulation of transcription by RNA polymerase II. Gene Ontology annotation, cellular component: nucleus. The coding region runs from base 424 to 3321 and encodes 965 amino acids. The transcript has 11 exons. The record is from RefSeq and is a predicted model, not a curated record.
UAAUCGGAAUGGGGGGGGGACUUCCUGGUAACGACGAUGACCAGAGGAGUUGGUGGGACGCCUUUGGCGAAAACUGAAGGAGGGACAGACAACUGAAGGAGGGACAGACCACUGAAGGAGAGACAUACCGGGCUGCACAGCGAGGGAAUCACAGCUUCGACUCACAGUUGAUUUUCCACUAAUCCCACAUGUACCCAUGUCUCGACGCCUUAGUCCGAGUGUCCCGAGCAACGUGUGUAAGAAGGAGCGUGAUGGAGCCAAUGACAUACCGACACACAGCUAAGCGCCAACAAAAACAACAACAACACCAGCAACAGUGAACCGACAUGGCGCCCCAGCCUCGGCAACACCUCACCGCACAAGGUGUCCCCUGCUUUUAGACCAAGAGUGUACGCCUGUGGACCCCUUUCCAUAUUAACAGCAAUGAACGGGCCCAAGGGGGGGCACCUCCUGGUGUCCCCCUGUGGUGUGGGUCCCCCACGCUACAUGACCAACGGACGACGGUCCCCGGGCAUCCGGAUGCCCAUAAGGACCACCACGUCCACCCACUGGACAGGCAUGAGUCCCCCCGUAGGUACACUGGGAGGAGGAGGAGGAGGAGGAGGAGGAGGAGGAGGAGGAGGAGGCUCUUACUGGGCCAUGUCGUCUGGGAAGAUGUCAACCGGGGCCAGCGUUCCCGUGGUCCUUCCGGCCCUUAGCCUUCGCCGGCGGCUUCUGACCAACGGCUCCGAGUUAGGCACGCCGUCCCCCGGACACCACCGCCGCCGGCUCCACGACCCCACCUUCGAGGCCACCUACGUCCUGCCUGGAGGACAGGGUCACUUUAAAGGUCAUUCUGCAGCGGGGGCGUCCACAGAGCAUUUCCACCAGUCAGCCUGCCCUAACCUGCGUGUCACCAGUAGCCCCAUGAUCGUACAGAGCCUGGGUCCAAGCAGAACCCACGGCCCGGGCACCAUGGCACCGCCUCAUCCUCCAGCACACCCGCAGGGGGUCCUGGUACCCAGUACUGAUGCGAGAUCCCUGCACUCCAGAGAGUCCCUGGCCUCCACCACCCUCAGCCUGUGCGAGACCCAGUCCAUGAUGAGCGGCCGGCAGGACUGGCCCCCCGGCUACCGCGUCCUCCCUCCUCUGGGGCCCCUGAUGGGCUCGCCGCAGCCCGGCCCCGACGGCGACCACUUCAGCCUCAUCCUCUCCCCGGUCGGGACCUCCAUGUCGGGCGCCACCACCGUCUCCGGCGGCGUCUCCGGCGGCGCCGCCAGCAACGCCGCCUCCCUGCCCUCGUAUCUCUUCACCUGCGACCCCGGGAGCCCCAAACUGGCGGCGGCGGCGGCGGCGGCGGCGGCGGCGGCGGCGGCGGCGGCGGCGGCGUCCCGCUCUAAGAAGCGGGCGCUCUCCAUGUCCCCGCUGUCGGACGUCAUGGGCAUCGACUUCAACUCCAUCAUCCGCACCUCGCCCACGUCGCUGGUGGCGUACAUCAACGGCUCGCGGGGCUCCCCGUCGGCCCUGUCCGUCCUGUCCCCGGUCGGGGCCGGGGACGUCUACGGACACUUCCUGGGCGUCAGGGGGAGCUACAUCCCCCAGGCCGACGGCCACCAUGGAGCGGCCACCGCCGGCACCCUGGCCCUGGUCCAGGCGCCCGCGCGCGGCGGCUCGGAGUGUGUCCGAAUGCAGAGACUGAUGACCGACCGAGGAGGAGGAGGAGGAGGAGGAGGAGGAGGAGGAGGUGGAGGAGGAGGAGGAGGAGGAGGAGGAGGAGGAGGAGGAGGAGGUGGAGGUGGAGGAGGGGUUGGAGGAGCUCUGGAGUACCAGAUGGCCAACAUGGUGGUGGAGCAGCAGGUCCUGCCAGGGGACGCGGGGGCACCGGAGGAGGCCCCGCUGGGCUGCAGUAAUCCCGGGGACGGCCUGCUGCCGUCCGGCCCGCUAGACCCGUCGCUGUUGAACUGCGUCCAAGGGACCGCCUCGGCGCCCCAGGGCCCUCCACCGCCGUACCACGCCCACCACCGCCGCCACCGCCACCCCCACCACCACCACCCCCACCACCGCCACCACCCGCACCUCCAUCCUCACAGACCUCCCGAUCCGGACAGCGAGCACCCCGCCUCGUACGGCGCGGUGCCGGCGCCGCCGCGCCACAGGCACACGUUCGGCUUCCUGCCCCAGGAGCCGAUGCUGGAGGAGGAGGACGGGGAGCUGGACGACUACGGGAGCCACUGCUGCCGGUGGGCGGACUGCAGCGCCGUGUACGACCAGAAGGAGGAGCUGGUGAGGCACAUCGAGAAGCUGCACGUGGACCAGCGGCGAGGCGAGGACUACACGUGCCACUGGGUGGGAUGCCCGCGCCGGCUGAAGGCCUUCAACGCCCGCUACAAGCUCCUGAUCCACAUGAGGGUCCACUCGGGGGAGAAGCCCAACCAGUGCCCGUUUGAGGGCUGCAAGAAGGCGUUCUCGCGGCUAGAGAACUUGAAGAUCCACCUGCGUAGCCACACUGGGGAGAAGCCGUACCAGUGUCAGCACCCCGGCUGCUACAAGGCGUUUAGCAACUCCAGCGACAGAGCCAAGCACCAACGCACACAUCUGGACACAAAGCCUUAUGCGUGCCAGGUCCCGGGCUGUAUGAAGCGCUACACCGACCCCAGCUCCCUGCGGAAACACGUCAAGUCCCACUCCACCAGAGAACGGCAGCUCCGCAAGAAGCUCAGGCCUUCUGCCAGUGUCCCCGAGGAAGAGCUGACAAGCUGUUUGACCAUCCAGCCCCUGCAGGCCACCGUCUCUCCUCCGGGCCACUCGCCUGCAGCGUCCAAUGAGCUACCUUCAUACCCCGCUUCUCUUCAGGAGCAAGAUCCCUCGGGGAUGUCUUGCAUGUCUCUGUUCUGCACCUUGAAGGAAACGUACAGAUUUGUCGAUCCGUCCCCCCACCAGCAUGUCCCUGGAGGGCCCCAUCACCAUCCCCACCAUCCCCACCAGCACCUCAACCUCCAGCCCCGGGGGUCUUGUAGCGCCUCUUGCUGCCCUCCUACCCCCAGCCCACCACAGCAGGACAAGCAGCUCAGCCAUGCCGACCACAUUCCUCCAUCGAUGACUGAUCUAACAAACCCAGAGCUCUCCGGGCAGAUGGAGAUGCAUUACUCUCCCAUGGUCGGCGCUGGAAUGGCUGGGACACAGUCCACUGCGUGUCUCCUGAUGCCCAGCCAUGCCUACGGUGACGACCUGUCUUCCAUGCUGAACACCGUACACAGCCCAGCGGACAUCCCACGCAGACCUCAGGCCGCCAUCUCAGAAUUUGACGUCUACAUCCCAGGAUGUGAUUUCGGCCAUGCAUGAGGAACAGUAUAUCGAAUGCAGUGAAACGCUGCCCAAGUCAUCUGUCGUGCAUCUCUAUUAAAGCAGACUCCCUCCGGUGACGGGCUGUGCACUAUCGCUGCAGGUAACAGGUUCUUUCCGGCAGAAGCGAAAAUAAUGAAGCAGUUUAACUUGCUGCUUCUUACAGCACACACAGGGGUUAUGUGUUAGUGUCUGAUAUUCUGCAUAUUUCUCUGUGCUUUGAUAAACAUGAUUUGUUUUUCGUUGUUUAAUAUAGCGCUGAAUGUCGAUGUUUACUUUGAUUCCUUUUUUUUACGAUUGUAUAACAUCGUCGUGUUGUAGUUUAUUAUGAGACUUUUGCACAUCAUUUCGAACAUGCGUUGGAACAAAAAAGCACAUAAGAGGUAAUUUAUUAAGUCAAAGUUUAAUUGUAACCAUAGUAACAAUAAACCCCUUUAACAUGCCACUUAAGUAUGCGUAGCUGUUGUAUUUCCAGACCUUGUUUGUUUCUGUGCCAAGAUCUAAACGAAAGAUUUCUGCUGGUUCUUCGAAUUAAUUGUGAAAAUUAAUAAAUAUUUUGCACUGCUUCACCAGAAA